Bradysia coprophila is the source of this 2017-nucleotide messenger RNA. RefSeq lists its product as uncharacterized. The record is from RefSeq and is a predicted model, not a curated record. NCBI's taxonomy places the organism in Eukaryota, Metazoa, Arthropoda, Insecta, Diptera, Sciaridae.
AACCACCAUAAGCGUACGACAACCUUUGAAGUUCAAUGCUUUGAUUUUUUAUAAUAUUUUCAACCAAAACGUUUUCGGAUAAAAUAAUCAUUUUAAAAAUAGUGGGUAGAAGCUGUUUAAAAUGAGCGUUUACUACCAACAACACGAUAUUCAUGAUCAUUCAACCUUUAAGGGAAAGGUUCACAGGAAUAUUUUCAGAUGGAAAUACUAUUUACUUACAUGCACAAUGUGCAUCAUUGGAGUGGUACUCAUCGUACUGUAUGCAGACGCACUGUUCACCCCAGAAGAGGAUACAUCCAUACCAAUACUAAUAGUGAAAGAUGGCCAAUUUACUUACCACGGAAAUUCGUCUCGUUUUGCCGACCGCCAUUUAGAUGCAUUCCCGGGACUGAAUUUUUUAACGACAUCCGCAUCGGGUGACCCGAGCACUGUAAUUGCGAUCGAAUUGAAAUGGGUAAAAAUUGGAACCGAAAAUUUUGCACGCGAUUUGCAGCAGUUCACAAAUUUGGAGGCUUUGCAUCUGGAAAAUGUAACUUUUGAUGGCCUGUUGCAACAGUCAACGCUUCCCAAAUUGAAAUAUUUGUUCAUCAGUCUGGGCUCCGAGCCGGAAGACCAAGUUAGUUACGCAAUUUUCGAUGAAGCAACGCCUUGGCUGAGAUCAACUUUGUUUUUUAUGGAGUAUGACAAUGCAACGGCCUUUUAUGAAGUACUAGCCACACAACCGUUAGAUUAUUUAGGUAUAUAUGUUAAGGGAUCCGUAACAUAUUUAAUUGACAAAAAGAAUUUAGAGAUUCGUUCCACUUUGCCGUUGUGUAAAACUCUGUUAGACAAUCUGAACUAUCCAUACACGAAAAUCACUCUUGGGCUUUGCAGUGACUUAACACCGACCACCAUUUCCCCGAAUGUCACCUACUUGAACUUCUACAUCUUAUUCGCCCGCAUGAAUGUCACUUCAGCAGCCAUUCAAAACCUUCCAAAUCUAAGGGAAUUUUACUGUGAAAUUCCAGGUGGUCAUUCGUUGAGUCUAGCUAAUUUCAACAAAAAUAUUGAAAUUUUGUCGGUGAGUUCGAUGUUUCUAAACGUGUCAGACGAUCUCGUCAUGCCAUCCGUCAAACAAUUCCACUUCGGUAGCGAAAAUCAGUACGGCUGGUAUCCAGAUGAUGGUCAGAUGGUGACCGAUCUGAGUGACAAUAUCAUACAAAAUUUUUCCAAAGUGUUUCCAGUCGUUGAAACUGUCGGAAUUUUUGACUUCGAAUUGCCAGAGCGGUAUACUUAUCUGGGAAGUGUUCUGAAUUCAACUGCAACAUUUAUACUUUGCGAAAAAUUUGCUAGGAAUGAUAGUUCCGUACUCACUGGCAUAAGUAGAGAAGUUGAAGAAUUUCUGGUUCAAGUCGGUGUGCCGUUGAAAGAGAAGAAUUUUUUGUUACAGAAGGGAACAAACAAUAAGUUUACCGGACGGAGUCUGACUCGAGACGAACAUUUGAUGUACAGAUAUAGAUUUUUGGGUUGGGAUACGGUUGAUUUGUUUCCGAAAUUUUAUUAUGUCCAAGGUAUAAUUGAGAACGGUGGCAUUUUGGGGCGAACCGUCAUUUAAUUUCGAUGCAAAACUAUGUUAUACUAACUAACACUAACUUCAGUUUUUCAUAAGCCACAGGUUUUUUUUAAUAUAGAAUUAGCAACCUCUUUACUAUAGAUCAAGCAAACGUAUUACGUAUAUCAUUAUCAAGUUUUUUACUCAUGCUAUUCAAGCUUCAAGCGAUGUUCCAGUUUUUGAUACGGAAUCUUUCACUUGAUUAGUUUUAACAUAACCUUUGCUAUAUAACAGAAUAUCAGAUAGGGCAGACCGCUUACUUUUAUAACCGAGUUGUCUAUAACAAAUGACCAUUUACAAGGAUUCGCUUUUUUACGGUGUGAAAAAAAUGGAUCUGUGUAUACUAUUAAUAUGAAAUGAAAUAUAAAAUGAAAUGUGUUAAGACUUGUUGUAAAUCAUUGUAAACAAAUAGCAAAUGUAACCAAU